This is a messenger RNA of Aureobasidium vineae, 3315 nucleotides long. Lineage: Eukaryota; Fungi; Ascomycota; Dothideomycetes; Dothideales; Saccotheciaceae. The record is from the annotation of a GenBank genome assembly.
AUGGACAAGGAAGAGAUGGAAGACCUUAUGGGCGCGUUGCUAGAGCUCAGAGGACAAUACCGCAACCUCAUCUGGUUUGGCGAAGUCAAUCGCAGAGGCUUCGUCAAGAUCACCAAGAAGCUUGACAAGAAGAUUGAGGCCUCUCAGUCGCAAAAUACAUACCUGGCUUCGAAAGUCGACCCCAAGGCUUUUGCGAACAAUCGCAGAACCGAGGCAGACAUGCGUGCCAUCAACGACUGGCUGUCGGGCUUGGGCGAUGUCAAGGUCUUUGAUGACACUGCUUCAAUCGCCUCAACCGGCUCGCUGCACCGCGUUUCAUCCAAGAAUGCCAUGCGAGUGUCUACAGCUGUGCUGGACACUCUAGAGCAAAACGUCCGCCAAGAUGAUCUUCCCAAGCUUCAAGAGACCAUCUCGACUUCUUUGAAGGAUCUGUCCCCUUCCAUUGUUCAGAAGUUGAUGCUCAACCUUCUGCAGCGUGCUAUUUCCGCAAAGUCUCAAGAUUGCAUCAAGUACUUGCUAUCACAAAUCUCUUCUCUCACCGAGGAUGAUGACAUGAACAAGCGAAACGUCAUUCAUCGCUUGGUAAUUGCGACUGGCCGCGCAAGAGCUCUGGAAGAGAAUGGCCCGGCUGCAGUUCCAAUUGGUGCGGAAACAAACUCCUUUAUCAACGCAGCAGAACUUCCGGUCCGUGUUCCCUCUUCGUUCAAGGUCCAGGAGAAGGACGUCGCCCAAACACUUGGCCAAGAAGAUCCUGCUAUUAAGAUUCUAACCUAUGUCCUCUCGAACCUCUCCGCUGAGCAGAGAGCGGUACUGAAGGAAAGAGAUACAUACGGUCGUCUACCUCUUCACUAUGCCGCACAGUAUGGUCUGGUAGCUGCGUCGCAAACUAUCAUCAAGUACAUGCAAGCUUGGAACCAGUUCGAUGUCACUAAGGGUAUUGAUUCUGACAUCUGGCAAGACGCAGAAGGAUACGCGCCUCUGCAUCUAAGUGUCAUCGGUGGUCACUACAGGACCACAAAGGCCUUGCUUAUGGCUGAAGAUUGGCAUGGCGAGGCCGAGGACAGUCACGCUGCCAGACGCAACGUUGAGAAGUCAGGCGCUGCACUGGCUUUGGCGACAAAGAACAAUUUCUACAUGAUCGUCAAAUUGCUGGUUGAUGCUGGCAUCAGUAUCAACUACCAAGACGACCAGGGCGAAACUUCGUUGCAUAUUGCUGCUCGCUUCGGCUUCGUGGAGUGCACCAAAUCUCUACUCGAAGGCUCCGAAACACAAAAGGCUAACCUCGAGAUCACUGAGAAGACAUAUGGUUGGACGCCACUCUUCAUAGCAUGUGUUGAUGGUCACUUGCCAAUUGUUGAACUGCUCAUUGAGGCUGGUGCUGAGACAGGCAAGGCCGAUCUGUCGGGUUGGUUGCCCAUUGAGCAUGCUGCUCUUCGAGGUCAUCUCGACGUUGCAAACAAGCUGGCUGAUCUUAGCCCAACUCCUGACAAUCUCGACGCACCCUCUCCACUGCUCAGACCAAGCAAUGCUCCGGGUACAUCGCCGAAGAACAUUUCGUCCAUUGGCGACCGACGAUCCAACGUUCCUCAAGGCCGUGAUGCCCCUCGCAUUCCGGAAACUGUCAAGACUUUUGGACACAGAUAUCUUACAGAUGAGUCCUUGGUGCUCGUUAGUCUCGGCUCUAUGGACAAUCGUAAGAACGUCCCAGCAGUCACUCUCGACAAUAUCCCUCUGGCAGAUGCGCAUGCCACCCAGCUAGACACUGCUCUUUCGCUGGUUGUGGCUGCGUCGGGUGCAAGUGGAGAACCAACAAUUGUGGAUCUGCCUGUUCAAGAGAACAUCAGCACUUCACCCAUCUCAUUCAAGACUCGGGAUCCGACCAAAGUCAGACUGCUCUUUGACAUUGUUCCCACAUACUCUGGCUCGAAGGACAAGAUUGUGGGGCGUGGUGUGGCUUUGCUUUCUAGUAUCAAGCCCAGCAUUGGCUCAAAGCGCAUGCUACUCCAAGGUGACUUGAGUGUACCGAUUGUUGCUGCAGAGACAUUGGAUGUCAUUGGCUCUGUUAACUUCAACUUCCUCAUCAUCACACCAUUCCAACACCCGAAUAUGCACAUUGCUGAGAACCAGACUUAUUGGAAGAGUACAUCGACACAAGUCAUCGGUCACCGUGGUUUGGGUAAAAACAUGGCAUCGAUGAAGUCUUUGCAGCUGGGAGAGAACACUCUUCAAUCUUUCAUUGCGGCCGCCAACUUGGGUGCAUCUUACGUCGAGUUUGAUGUUCAACUCACCAAAGACCAUGUGCCUGUCAUCUACCAUGACUUCUUGGUCAGCGAGACAGGCAUCGAUGCACCUGUGCACACGUUGACCCUGGAGCAAUUCAUGCAUGCAAGCGAAGGUCAAACGCCAAGAAGCUCACGUCCACCCUCACCCAAGAGAAGUCACCUAGAUGGCGUGUUUGAGCAGUCACGCAAGCAACGCUCCUACUCACUUGGCGGUGCUCAAGACGAACGCGCCCCUGACAUGUCGGAGCGCAUGAAGCACACGCGCGACUUCAAAGAGAAGGGUUUCAAGGGCAACAGCCGUGGCAACUUCAUCCAAGCACCCUUCACCACUCUGGAAGAAAUGUUCAAGACGUUGCCAUCCUCGAUCGGCUUCAACAUUGAAAUGAGUAAGUUUUGCUUUUCUAGCUUACAGUCUGCCACUAUUACAGCACCACUAACUCACACCUCACAGNAAUACCCCAUGCUCUUCGAAUCAGAAGAACACGACAUGGACACGUACGCCGUGGAGCUAAACUCAUUCGUCGACACCGUCCUCACCAAAGUCUACGAUUUGGGUACAGGCAGAAACAUGCUCUUCUCCUCCUUCAACCCAGACAUUUGUCUCUUGCUUUCCUUCAAACAACCUUCCAUCCCCAUCCUCUUUCUCUCUGACGCCGGCACCUCCCCUGUCGGCGAUAUACGCGCUUCCUCGCUCCAAGAAGCCAUCCGCUUUUCCUCGCGCUGGAACCUGCUGGGUGUGGUUAGUGCUGCCGAGCCGCUGGUCACUUGCCCGCGCUUGAUUAGAGUCGUCAAGGAAAGCGGGCUGGUGUGUGUGAGUUAUGGCACACUGAACAAUCAGCCUGAGAUGGUGGCGAGACAGGCCAAAGAAGGANUUGAUGCCGUGAUUGUGGAUUCGGUGUUGGCGAUCAGGAAGGAGUUGACGGCUGCGCAGCAGAAGNGAGGGGGUAAAUUUGAGCAAGGACCCAUCAUUGAGGUUCCACAGAUUGUUUCUACUGCCAAUGGUAACGGAGUGCAAGCUAACGGACAUGCUUGA